This is a messenger RNA of Penicillium alfredii, 3075 nucleotides long. Its product is annotated as extracellular serine-threonine rich protein. Lineage: Eukaryota; Fungi; Ascomycota; Eurotiomycetes; Eurotiales; Aspergillaceae. Bases 1 to 3075 code for a protein of 1024 amino acids. The transcript has 3 exons. The record is from RefSeq and is a predicted model, not a curated record.
AUGAGGGCUGAUCUGUCGGUUGCGUUGUUCUCUCUACUGGCUGCUGCCCAGGCCACUGGUGGUUUCUGGGGCUCAGACAAGUUCUUCAGCAGCCCCGGCCGGUCCGCCAACAAAUGUACCCAGGAUCAGAAGAGCGGCUUCAACUGGCAACAGCUGGAAGUCGGCUCCUUCAAGCAGUUCGGCGGGUUCGACUUUAGCAACUUCAAGUGUGCCAAUGGCUUUGGGUCUGGAAAGAACAAGCGUGAUGCUGGCGAUGGCAACAACGGCAACAACGGCAACAACGGCAAUAAUGUCAAUGUUAAUGUCAACGGCAACAACGGACCCAACGGCAACAACGGACCCAACGGCAACAACGGACCCAACGGCAACAACGGACCCAACGGCAACAACGGACCCAACGGCAACAACGGCAACACUGUUCAUGCCAACGACAACGGCAAUGCUGGCAACGGAAUCAUCGGCAAGAACCCCAACGCGCCGUCGUUCUCGUGCGGCAAGGAAGAGAGCGGCUUCUCCAUCACGCACUUCCACAUGUCGACCACCGUCCAGACAAACCUGCACAUCAUCUACACCAUGCCCGAUGGCUCGACCUGCAAGAAUAUCGCGCCGUGCUCACCCGAGGGCAGCACCAUCAACAAUGAGCAGUGCGGUGGCGCCACCUCCGUGCACUUCGAGCUCCCCGAGGAGGCCGAGCACCAGGAGUGUGGCUUCGGUAUCUUCAACAUCGGCUUCGAUUGUAAGGAAGGUAAUACUGUCUCGGCGCCGGGCCAGCCUGCGCCCUCGGGUCCUGCUUCGUCGGGCCCUGCCCAGCAGAUGACUACCUCCACCGUCUACAGCACCAGCUUGGCUACCGUGACCAGCUGUGCUCCCACUGUCACCGACUGCCCGGCCGAAUCCACCGGCGUCGUCACCAAGACCAUCUCGGUUUCGACGACUGUGUGCCCCGUUGGCGAGACGCCGACUGGCCCGGCCCCUGGCCCUUCGUCCGUGGCUCCAGCCUCGUCUUCGGCUCCUCCUGGUCCUCCUGGUCCCCCCUCGGGACCGUCUCCCCCGCCUGCGGGCCAAACCACGUCUGUUGCCUCUGCGCCGCCUAAGAUGACUACCUCGACCAUCUACAGCACCAGCGAGGUUACUGUGACUAGCUGCCACCCGACGGUGACUGACUGCCCGGCUCACUCGACUGGCGUCACCACUUCAACUAUCUCCAUCUCGACGACCAUCUGCCCUGUCACCGAGACGCUGCCUGCUCCUGGUCCGUCGGUGGCUCCUGGAUCUUCUUCGGCACCGCCUCCUACCCCCGAGUCAUCUUCGGCACCACCUCCUGCUCCCGAGUCGUCCUCUGCGGCACCUCCCCCUGCCCCUGAGUCUUCUUCGGCACCGCCUCCUGCUCCCGAGUCGUCUUCGGCGCCUCCCCAGAUCCCGACUGGCGGGUCUUCGGUGCCGGCUGGUCCCCCGCCUGCGGGUCAAACAACGUCUGUUGCCUCCGCGCCGCCUAAAAUGACCACCUCCACCAUCUACAGCACCAGCGAGGUGACCGUGACCAGCUGCCACCCGACGGUGACUGACUGCCCGGCCCACUCGACCGGCGUCACGACCUCGACCAUCUCGAUCUCGACAACUAUCUGCCCCGUCAGCGAAACGCCUCCGCCGGCCGAGUCCACCCCGGCUGCCCCUGUCCCGAGUGGCAGUCAGCCUGCCAGCUCUCCCGUUCCUCCGCCGGCUAGCCCGCCCGCCAGCUCGCCUGCUGGUUCGCCAGCUCCUGGUACGACGUCGGUGCCGCCUGCCCCUGCCUCUAGCUCGCCUGUGCCUGAGGGCUCGACUGUCACAGUUGUCACUACUUCGAGCACUACGAUCUGCCCUGUUACCAGCACCGUCUCCUCGGGAGGAUCCUCUUAUGUCACUACGUCUAGCAGUACUUCGGUUAUUAUCUUGACUACUAGCUCGACUAUCUGUGCGAAGUGCACUGGAUCCCCAUCUCCUGGCCCCGAGUCUUCUGGUCCCGCUCCCUCUGCUCCGGAAUCCUCUGGCCCAGCUCCUUCCGGCCCCGCUCCGUCUGCACCAGAGUCUUCUGGCCCAGCACCGUCAGCUCCAGAAUCAUCUGGUCCCGCCCCCUCUGCGCCGGCAUCCUCUGGCCCAGCUCCUUCCGGUCCCGUGCCGUCUGGUCCCGCGCCGUCUGGGCCUGCUUCCUCCGGCCCCGCUCCGUCUGCACCAGUGUCUUCUGGGCCUGCUCCGUCGGCUCCGGAAUCUUCUGACUCGCCCCCUGCUCCCUCUGGUCUCACGACUGCCCCCGCCGGCCCGGCCGCCAGCGGCACCGCGCCAGCAUCGAGCCCGUCGGCGUCAGCACCUUGCCCGAACACUGUCCCUCAAUGUAUCAACACUUGGCUCUCACUGACGCCCAAGUGCCACUCCAACAGUGACGCCAAGUGCUUCUGCCCCAACAAGGAGUUCACCAAGAAGGUCAUCUCCUGCAUUGAAGCCUGGGGUGCCGGCAAGGACGAGGUGACGGCAGCCAUGUCGUACUUCACGGGUAUCUGCGCCCCUUGGGUGUCCGAGAACCCGGGCAUUGUGACGGGCAUCCCCUCAACCAUCACGCUGAUCCCCAGCGUCUCGGUGCCCGUGCCCAGCAGCAUCAUCAACACCAACGGCGGCCCUCGCACCGCCACCGCCGUGCCCUCCUCCCUCCCCGUGGCCCCGAUCACCACCGCGCCCUCCGCUCCCUGCACCACCAUCUCCUAUGGUUCGUCAACCGUCACCGUGCCGCUGGUCGGCUUUGUCACCAACACGGGAAGCAACAAGGGCGACUCCCCCACCGUCGGCCUCUACGCCGGCGGGCCCAGCGGUGCCGCGCCCGCCACUACCCCCAACCCAGACUCCCCCAUCACCACCAACGGCAGCAGCAACACCCCGCCGUCCGUGUCUGCCAACCCGUCCAAGCUGAUCACCACGGCCAGCCCCGGCUCCUACGGCGCCAGCGGGACCCCGAGCGCCUCCGCCUACAGCGCGGCCUCGUCGGUGUCGAUGGCCUGGAGUCUGAUGCUGGGGUCUGUUGUGGCGUUCUUUGCCAUUAUGCUUUAA